GUCUCCUCUGUCCUCCCCGGGAUCUGUAGCUGCAGGCUCGGCUCACCUCGUCAGGAGCAAGGGUGCACGCAGUCCUUCCACACAUUUUACUGCGAGAAAACAACUAUGCAUGCACCUGACAGACAGACAUUUUCAAGGCUAUGUGUACACAUCUGAAAGUAGAGCGGGGAUUUGCCUGGGCAGGGGCUGAAGCACACGUGACAACGUGACGUAGGCUACAGCAGUCCCUCCUCCUGUCACAAGAUGGCGACAUAAAUAGACAUAAAAAGAAAAGACCAUACUGACAUUUUCCCAGUGGUGUAAACAGUUGGUGCAGGAAGCAGGAUGAAAUCGUCGUGCUGUUGCCAUGGGAACCACAGUCAGCUCGAGUCUGGUCAGGCGCACCGUGAGUUCCUCCGGUGAAACAGUACCGGCUUCAACGGAGAUUAUACACCCGUGAACCUCAGCAGUGCAUAUCCUAAACCAUGAAGCAGAGCAAAAGCAGAGGUUCCUCAGAAGAAUAAGACCAAUGUUGGUAUGAAGACCACCAAAUCCAAACAACCUUUCCAUCUGGCUACUGAUAGACGCUACACAACAUGCCCAGACAGUGCAGGGGAAACAGAAGGUCUGUCGAAGGAUCAGAAAGUCACAGCUUUUAUCCAGAAAUACACCCAAGAUGAAGGCAAAGGCCUGCAAGCAACGGCAGGUACACCUCCCGAGGGCAAAGUCCCCCGCAGUUUUGUCAGCUUACCUGUUCUCAAUCCAGAGAGACUGAAGACAGCCAGAGCUCAGGUGAACAAAGCUGUCAGGAUGCAUAAGGUGUUCUCUGUCCAGGGCCCCUACCCUGUCAUUAGGACAGCGCUGAGGGCCAGAGGCUGGGUGGAGCAGCGUUUGCACUGCCCAAAGCCCAAAGUUCACCAUCGUCACAGCGAGGAGGGCAGCCCUAAAGAUUCUGCUGACAGCGAUGAAGAUGACGACAAUGUCAACAAAGAGCCAGACCCUGAUGGAAUAUAUGAUAUCAUGUCUCGCCUGGUACGGAAUGAAAUGGUUUAUUUCUAUUGGACGAUGCGUAGAGACGCCAUCAACCCCAACAGCUUGCAAAAAGAACAGAUUAUCAAUCAUUUUGUAAAAGCAGGCAGCUUCACCACCAAGUCGGGGUUGUGUGUGAACCUGAGGAAGCUGCACUGGUUUGACGCCGCUGACCCGGACACAUUCUUUCCACGCUGUUACAGACUGGCAGCACAGGAUGAAAAGCAUUCGUUCAUUGAGGACUACAGGAGGACAGCCUGCACCAGUUUUUUGAAGUACAUUGUGGAGAGGGAGGAAGGCGUUCAGACAGAAGGAACGAGCCACAACACUCGGGCUGCGAGGAAGCGAAGCAAACAGCGAUCCAGACCAAUGGACCUUUCCAAAAUGAUUACCAGCGCUCUCAAAGUAUGCCAGGAGUUUCUGGAGAGUCUGGAGCAUUGUGACAUAGACAGAAACCUAGAGACCCCACUUACAGAGGAGCAGUGGGAAGAGUUUAUCCACAGUUACCAACUUGUUGUUCAUGGAGGGGAAAAGAUCGAGAACAGUGAUAUUUUUGUGCACUGCUGCAAAGCCAUGCUAGAGAGGCUGGUGGAGGUCAGUCCACAGCUGGACAUCGACGGCAUACACAACAUCUGGAUCAUCAAACCGGGAGCCAUGUCCAGGGGCAGAGGCAUCAAAUGUGCCAAGCAUCUGGAUCAGAUCCUCCAGCUGGUGGAUGGAGAUUCAACCCUAAUCAAGGAAAGUAAGUGGGUGGUGCAGAAGUACCUGGAGCGCCCCCUGCUGGUCCAUGGCACCAAGUUUGACCUGCGCCAAUGGUUCCUGGUCACCGACUGGAACCCUUUGACUGUGUGGUUCUACAAAAAGUGCUACGUGCGCUUCUCUACGCAGCCUUACUCGCUCAAUACAAUGGACAACUCUGUCCACCUGUGCAAUAACUCCAUCCAAAAGCACCUGAUACCCUCCCAGCAGCGCCACCACGGUAUUCCAGCAGACAACAUGUGGUCUGAUGAUCAGUUCAAGACCUUCCUGUGCAGCCAGGGGAGGGGAGCUCAGUGGCAGACGAUGGUGGUCCCCGGGAUGAAGAAGGCUGUGAUCCACGCUUUACAGACAACACAGGAUCUGAUGGAGUCACGCAAAAACACCUUUGAGCUGUACGGUGCUGACUUCAUGCUAGGCCAUGACCUGCGCCCCUGGUUGAUAGAACUCAAUGCCAGUCCCACGAUGGCUCACUCCACCCCGGUGACGGCCCGCCUCUGUUCUGCUGUGCAGGAAGACACAAUACGAGUCGUCCUGGACCGGAGAGCGGACCGCACUGCAAACACCGGGGACUUCCAGCUCAUAUACAAGCAGGCAGCAGUAGACGUGCCACAGUAUGUAGGAGUCAACCUGCUUGUUGAGGGCAACAAGAUCAGGUCUCCCUGCACACUUCCUCCACUGAACCGUCCAGGAUUAAAACGCCGCAGCAGAGAGAAGGAGCCUGUGGUAGAAAAAGUCAAGCCUCUACCUAAGAUGUUGUUGAAGAAUCAGUUCAAAAACAUCAGCAGUGGGAUUUCUACUCCACCUCGUACUACUCUUCCUCCUGAUCCGCCUGUGCCUGUCACUAAUAAAGGCUUCCCAGUUCAGCUGCCAAUAACCGUGAGGACCAUCCAACUGCCCGUUAAUAUCCAGUCUCGCUCUGUCCUUUUGUGGAAGAGGAAACGAGUGGUUCAAAAAGUCUGUUCACAGAAAUUCCAACCCUGUACAUUAAAGAACGGCCGGGUUCUUUCUUUGUCUUUAGAGAUUAUUCCAAAACAGCCCAGACAAACAGCCACCAGCUCCUCGAGUGCAUGAAAAAACUUGACCAAAUAAUUCACACACUCCUACAGCUUCAACUUUUCUUUUGCAGGGUUGUAUGGCCUACCUCAUAAUAAAGAUGACAUUCAAUAACUAA
Gymnodraco acuticeps is the source of this 2938-nucleotide messenger RNA. Its product is annotated as tubulin monoglycylase TTLL3-like. Gene Ontology annotation, molecular function: protein-glycine ligase activity, initiating. Lineage: Eukaryota; Metazoa; Chordata; Actinopteri; Perciformes; Bathydraconidae. The transcript has 16 exons. The record is from RefSeq and is a predicted model, not a curated record. Gene Ontology annotation, biological process: protein polyglycylation; cilium assembly; cilium movement. Gene Ontology annotation, cellular component: cilium. Bases 517 to 2838 code for a protein of 773 amino acids.